CCGCUCAUGAAUAGUGUGUUUCAGGAAGAAGUUGGCGCCUGAAGCUCCGUAUAUGGGUAGCUAGCAAGCUAACAGAAAUUAUGAAAGAUACUCUAUUUUAUUGAGUUUUCGCUCAAGCCUUAUUGAAAAACUCCUAAAUGAACGACAUGGAAUUCAGUGUUCCUCUUUCCUCGCUGGCACUCCUGGUCCCACCACUUCGACUGAUGUCAGCAGUGAUGUGGGAAGUGGUAAGGCAGCGGAACAUAAAGCACUAUGGGAAACUGGAGGAGUUUGUGUCCAUGGUAACGGAUGCAGUUCCUGAAAUGAUGAGCAAAAGAGAGGGGAGACUGCUCUCAUUGGGCCUGAGAGCAAGGACAACCCUUGAACUGCUACGUUCUGAACACCCCGAAGACCUCAAGGCUGUUGAGACUCAUCUUAACAGAAUACGAACUUCAUGUAUUGAGGAGACAAAUGAUCCUGUAAUCGAAGCCCCAGAGGCGAACUUCAUGAAGCUGGUGCAAGGCCUCAUUGAAGACACUGACGGCAGGGAACACUUUCUCAAGAAUGUUUUUCCCAUGGAGUACGGCCCUGACUUUGACACAGCCUUAGAAACUCUUGUUUGUGAAUUCUUCACUCGGUUGGAGGAGUUGCUUCCUAUACCAGAUUUCAAACAGACAGCAUCUUGGAUCAGUGCUGCCCCUGCUGUACUUGAGGAGUACAUGCAAUGCGUCUCAAAUGGAGAUGACCUUAAAUUUCUUCUCCAGAGCAAACAGUGCCAUGGAAAACUUGCAAAGACCACAAUUGCUCCAUUUCAAUCAGAUGAUCUUCUGAUUCCAUCUCUGUCUCUCCCUCCAUCCCUGGAAGUGGCCAUCGCUUCCCAUCCGAGUGCUUGCGAUGAUGAAAAUAACGACGUCCCUCAGAUCGUCAUGUUUGAUGAAGAACUGUCUACAAACCCUUCCACUUCAGCAGACUUUCCAGAAUCGCCCAAAACAACUGAUAUCCCUUCAUCUCCUCACAGGAGACAGCACACAGGAAUCCAUAAAUGCCCCGAGUGUGACAAAUGUUUCAAGCACCACUCUGUUCUGAUUGAACAUCAGCGAGUCCACAGUGGGCUGCAGCCUUACAACUGCUCUGAGUGCGGGAGGGCUUUCAGAACAGCCACUCUGCUGGCUGGGCACAGGCUCCGCAAAUGUAAAAACGCUGCAUAUCUUUGCAUUAAAUGUGGGAACAGUUAUCCAACCUCUCUGGAUAAAUUUCGACACCACUGCCCAAAACGGGGGCGUAACUACAACUGUGGGCAGUGUGGGAAAAGUUUUCCAAAGUCUAGCAGCCUGAAGGAGCACCUGCUGACUCAUAUGCAAAGCCGCCUUUUCAAGUGCAGCCAUUGCGGUGCUGGUUUCUCAGGAAUCGGUGACCUGAAGUAUCAUCAGCAAGUAGAUCAUGAGAAGCCUUAUCAGUGCAAGCAAUGCGGUAAGAACUUCAUCUCCUCAAAGAGCCUGUCCAAACAUCAGCAGCGGCAUGAGGAGAUGGGUGAAUUAGUGACGGAAAAAUUAAUAAGUGGAGGAAAACACAAGAAAAGUAGCUCAGGUCAUCGAACUUCUACAUCUCUGUCCUCCAGGAAGACAUCUAUCAAAGCUGUUUACCCACGUGGAAGAGUCACUCACAACUGUCCGCUGUGUGGACGGAGCUUUAAGUAUCGCUUCGAGUUCCUCGAGCACCAGAGGUUUCACACAGCAGUGAAGCCUUACAAAUGCUCUCAGUGUGGUAAAGCCUUCCGCACAGAGGCUCACCUGUCUGGACACAGGAAGAGAAAGUGUAAAAAUGCUGCACACAUUUGCACCAAGUGUGGUUGUCAGUUCAGGUCUCUGCACGAACGUGUCAGACACCAGUGUGUACAGCUGCUGACAAAAUACGAGUGUUCUCAUUGUGGAAAGACCUUCAAGAUGGCCCAUCUCCUCAGGAACCAUCAGAUGAGCGAGCAUCAGCUUCCGUACAGCCCCAACCAUCGCUUCAGGUGUAGAUACUGUGAUGAGACCUUUCCUGGCAUCAGCGAGUUGAAGUAUCAUCAGAGAGUUGACCAUGAGAAACCCUACCAGUGUCAGGAAUGUGGCAAGUGCUUCCUGUCUGAAAAAUGUCUGGCCAAUCAUGAGCUGCGCCACAACGAUGACAGACCUGAAAGCUGCGUAGUCUGCGGGCGUGGCUUCAGAAACCGCUACGAUUUAAAGCAGCACAUGCGCACUCACACAGGAGAGCGACCGUACCAGUGCACUCACUGUUCCCAAUGUUUCUCCACAGCAGGAGGACUGAGGAGUCACACCAGGGUUCACACGGGCGAGAAGCCACACAUUUGCCCGGAUUGUGGGAAAGCUUUCUCCCAGAUGGGUGCAAUGCGCACCCACAGGCUCACCCACACAGGAGAGAGGCCGUUCAAAUGCACAGUGUGUGGCAAAGGCUUUACAAUGGCACACAAAGUAACGGUUCAUAUGCGUGUGCACACGGGGGAGCGGCCAUAUGUGUGCUCUCAGUGUGGAAAAGCCUUCUCAGAUGGGAGUGUGCUGAAGCAGCACAUGCUGAACCACUCAGGGGUGAGACCGUACCACUGCCAGAUCUGUCCCAAGACCUACACCUGUCUGAACCACCUGAGGAGGCACCUGAAAAGCCACUCAAACAUGAACUGAAUCUGGUGUGAAGGCAAACUGGAGAAGACCAUAUAACAACAAACACUGCACUUGCUAACAAGCUGGUACUAAAAUUUUUAAUGGAUCUUCUCUCAUUCCCCAUCAAGCUUUGAGUGUUUUCCUUUUUUACUUUUCUGUACGUUUGUUUCUGAUGCAUGAAUACAUUUGAAUGUUGGAGUGAAAACUAUUUUACAGAGCUCCCCAAGAAUCACAGAGGAGAAAACUUUCUGGAGAUAUUAUUCAUUUCCCCUGUGAAAUAACCUGCAUUUCCUCUGGUCCAAAGAGAAAAGCUGAUCUGUAUUAUGACAGCUGCUGUUUCUGAUCACAUAAGAUGUUGGUGUGCCUCCAAAUGUUGGCGCUCAGACCCAAAUCUGCUGCAUGACCAGCUUCGCUGGGUCACCAAACCAACAGCUGGAUGUUACUGGAGUUGUUUUGAAUACAUUGUGUAAAAUCUCUUAUUUUCUCUCCUCCUCUGGUUUUGGCAGUCCACUAUGAUGUUUACCAUCACAUCACUUCGCUCCGUCUGUUAAGAGUUAGACAAAAAUAUUUUGUAGCCCAAAGAUGAUUUCUCCACUAUGAGCUAUGGGGGCUCUGUAUUAUUUGGUCGACCUGCUGUGUAUUCAGAAUUUCUAAUAUGGAAAGUUAUAUUUUUUGAAGGAAUUUGGAAAAAUAUAGAUGUGAAAGCUGUGACUCAUUGUAAAUAUGCUAGGUGACAAAUCCUGAGAGUGCAAAGUUAAAAGGAUAUUUCUUUAUUCCCUUAUUGUAGGUAGGUCCUUUCUUUUUUUUUUCUUUUUUUUUUUUCUUACAUUGGUUUGCAAGGUUUGUAAGACUCAAAUUAAAUUAGCUUGGUUACA
Molecule: messenger RNA, 3511 nt
Organism: Melanotaenia boesemani (Boeseman's rainbowfish)
Lineage: Eukaryota; Metazoa; Chordata; Actinopteri; Atheriniformes; Melanotaeniidae
Product: zinc finger protein 878-like
Exons: 7
Coding region: 138-2657 (839 amino acids)
Biological process (GO): regulation of transcription by RNA polymerase II
Molecular function (GO): RNA polymerase II cis-regulatory region sequence-specific DNA binding; DNA-binding transcription factor activity
Source: RefSeq, a predicted model, not a curated record